AAGCCAUCUUUGACGAGACAUCAACGCGAGAAAUGCGGCAGAGGACCGCGAUUCGCGUGUCCCGUUUGUAAUCUCAAGAUUCGUCACAGUGAUCAAUUGAAGAUGCAUCUGACUAACGCUCACAAUUGGACGUCAAUGGAUGACGAAGUUUUUACGAUGCCAGUGCAACCUUAAGAAGCACGUCUGCGACACUUGCGGGAAAAGGUACAAAUGGAAAGAGUCUUUGCAGCAGCACCGUCGAUUGGAAUGCGGAAUCGAGCCGCAGUUCGGCUGCGUCUUCUGCGGUAGAAGAUUCAAGCACAAGCAUCAUUUGAAAGAGCAUACGAAGAGACGUCACUACAAAUGCGACCAAUUGAAUUGGUUCAAUAAUCAAUAAACCAUUCUUAUUUUCUUUUUGUUCCCUUUUCCUUUUUUAUUUCUUGACGCAGGCACGGAAGCGAUUUAUCAAUGUCGACUGAAUAUUUUUCAUUUCUAUUCAUCGUUUCCAAUACUAGCAUUAUGUUUUCAUUCGUUUCAUAUGAAAUAUAUCGGCAUUGUUCAUGAAGUAUUACUAGUAAGAAACUAGUAGGCGACUUCCUAAUAUUACACUUUUGUACGUUCCUGUAACGUAUCGAACGAUACGAUUAUACGAUCCUACUGUAUAUAUUUUCAAGAUUCAAUAAUAAACGAAGCAUUUUCGAAGAAA
Messenger RNA from Hylaeus anthracinus, 685 nucleotides. Its product is annotated as longitudinals lacking protein, isoforms A/B/D/L-like. The record is from RefSeq and is a predicted model, not a curated record. The transcript is spliced from 2 exons. The coding region runs from base 140 to 376 and encodes 78 amino acids. Lineage: Eukaryota; Metazoa; Arthropoda; Insecta; Hymenoptera; Colletidae.